AUGAUUUUAUGGCUUUCGACUUGUGGGGAUCCCCGUUUGUGGAAUCGUCUUGGCGCUACUCUAGCCAACGGUGAUCGAACGGCCGAAGCGGUCAGUGCCUAUCGAGAAGCGUUGAGUCGAUAUCCGGCUUACGUUAGAGCUCGUUUCAACCUUGGAAUCAGUUGCAUGCACUUGGCCAGCCAUCGGGAAGCCGUUGAGCAUUUCGUGAUGGCGCUCGAGCUACAAAAGGGUGAAAAGCAGACAUCGAGUAUCUGGAACACAAUGAGAUCGGCCAUCCUCCGGUUACCGCUUGGCAUGGGUGAUGAUAUUCUUCGAGCAGCCGACACACGAGACGUUUUACAAGUCCGUCAAGCCCUCGAACGUGUUUCGAGU
Messenger RNA from Mesorhabditis belari, 372 nucleotides. The record is from the annotation of a GenBank genome assembly. NCBI's taxonomy places the organism in Eukaryota, Metazoa, Nematoda, Chromadorea, Rhabditida, Rhabditidae.